This is a messenger RNA of Bicyclus anynana (squinting bush brown), 2428 nucleotides long. RefSeq names its product 2-oxoisovalerate dehydrogenase subunit beta, mitochondrial (gene BckdhB). The record is from RefSeq and is a predicted model, not a curated record. Gene Ontology annotation, biological process: response to nutrient; branched-chain amino acid catabolic process. The transcript has 8 exons. Lineage: Eukaryota; Metazoa; Arthropoda; Insecta; Lepidoptera; Nymphalidae. Gene Ontology annotation, molecular function: catalytic activity. The coding region runs from base 352 to 1464 and encodes 370 amino acids.
UUUGCUUUUGCUUUGCGAUUUUGAAUUUUUUUGUUGAUUACCGAUAGAAAUUGUUCAAUUUUUUUUAACUUUACUGUAAACUACUCAAGUGUUCACUAAAAACAGACAACAAGUCAAGUAACUCUAGUCAAGUAACAGUAGAAGUGUGUUACAUACGCAACAUGAUAAAUGAUGAAAAAUACAAACAAGUUUUCGUCAAAAACACUGAAGCCGUCAUGCUUUAUCUGUGUUUAUCAAGUUCACUAAUUACAAUUGCAGAUAAGCCGUGCUACUAUUAUUUAAUUUAUUCUGAUUCCGACCCGCCGCCCGCAUCAUAUGAUCAUACGCUGCGUGUACCGUGACUCGUGAACAAUGGCGGGCUUGGGGAAAAAAAUUUCAAUCCUCGGAAACUUGGUGAAAUAUGUCAACAAUGGCAGCAAAAGGUUGUCGUCGCACUUUGUUUAUCACCCUGAUAAUGAAGCGCCGGUGGCAGGGGAGACAUCAAAAAUGAACAUGAUGCAGGCCAUCAACAAUGCGAUGGACCUCACCCUCAAGUCUGACCCCACUGCAGUGCUGUUUGGUGAGGAUGUGGGAUUCGGUGGGGUCUUCCGUUGUGCCCUGGGGUUACAGGAAAAGUACGGGAAAGACCGUGUGUUCAACACGCCGCUGUGCGAGCAAGGGAUCGCGGGCUUCGGCAUCGGACUCGCCACGGCGGGCGCCACCGCCAUCGCGGAGAUACAGUUCGCUGACUACAUCUUCCCGGCGUUUGACCAGCUAGUGAACGAGGCAGCCAAGGCCCGGUACCGCUCGGCGGGCCAGUUCGCGUGCGGAGGCCUCACCGUGCGCGCGCCGUGCGGGGCCGUCGGCCACGGGGGCCUCUACCACUCGCAGAGUCCCGAGGCCUUCUUCGCGCACGCCGCGGGACUCAAGGUCGUGGUCCCCAGAGGUCCCAUAGCAGCCAAAGGCCUGCUGCUCGCGUGUAUCCAGGAGCAGGACCCCUGCAUCUUUCUGGAGCCCAAGAUCCUGUACCGCUCCGCCGCUGAGGAGGUGCCGGUGGACAGUUACACCUUGCCGCUCGGGAAGGCACAGGUUUUGAGAGAAGGAGACGCAGCUACGUUGAUAGCGUGGGGUACUCAGGUGCACGUGCUGCUGGAGGUGGCAGAGAUGGCAGAGGAGAGGCUGGGCGUCCGCUGUGACGUCAUCGACCUCAUGUCCAUCCUGCCGUGGGACGUUGACACCGUGUGCAAUUCAGUGAAGAAGACCGGCCGAUGUCUGAUAGCGCACGAGGCGCCGCUCACCGCCGGCUUCGGCGCCGAGUUGGCUGCUACCAUACAGGAGGAGUGCUUCCUGCACUUGGAGGCGCCGGUGGCGCGCGCGGCGGGCUGGGACGCGCCCUUCCCGCACGUGUUCGAGCCCUUCUACCUGCCCGACCGCUGGCGCUGCUUCGACGCGCUGCAGCGGCUGCUCGCCUACGACCAGCAGUAGCAGUUGCGUAGUCGGCCGUGUUUGUAAUAGUACAUUAUGAUGUUAGUGUGGUAAGUUGAAAAUUACAGCCGAGGCGAUAUUGCAGCUCGAGCCGUAGGCGAGAGCUAUAGUAAGGAAACAGAGGCUGUAAUAAUCAAAGCGCACGUACCUAUGUCAUACGACGUUUUAUAACACAUUUGCGGGGAACCAUACUUUGAACACACUUUCUGAAAAUGUCUUUUUGAUGAAAUCUUUGUCUGUUUUCAUUAUGAUGACAUUUUAAAAAUGACAAGUGUAUGCUUGUCAUUUUUGCACAGAUAGCGAAGUGCGUGCGUUUUUGUUAGUCAAAUGCACCAAAACCUGCCAGUAUUACUAAUACCGUAAAUUAAUAUUUUUGUGUUCCUGAUACAGGUUGACAUUUAUUGUCAAAAUUAUUAAAAUGAAAGAAAGUUAAUUUUAUAUAGAAAAUGUUGAGCACUUUUCUGACAUAAAAACUCUUUGCCAAGAGUUUAAAAAGUACCGUUCCUUUUUAGACAGAUGAUAAAGGCUUUAUAUUACAUUACGGCACUUGUGCAUUUUACUUUACAUUGCGGCACAUGUGCAUAAUGAGAUACAUUACGAUAUUGAAAUUGGUGAAAUAAGCGAUUGAGCAAAUGUGUUAUAAAUAUGAUUUAGGUAAGAUUUACACUUCAAUUUUCUUCAAAGUAAAGUGGUAAUCUCUAUGUAUUUCAAGUUUACCUUACGUUGAAGAAAAUUGUAAUUUAAAUCUUAAUCCGUGUUUAUAAAUAUGGCCGAUAAAGUUUAGUUUAGUAUCUCUUCUUAGGUUACCAUUACCAAUACCAUUAACAAAGUAAGGAUGUUUGUUUAACUUGAACGUUGAAUGUGUUCGUUUUGAAUGACAUAUUAUAUUUCUCCCUAUGAAACACUACAAAUACAGGGAGAUAUAAUAUAUUUACUUAACAAUAAAAAUAUUUAAUAAGUUGUU